GGUGUCAGGGGAGGCGGCGGCUCCAGAGAUGGCAGUGAGCGAGAGGAGGGGGCUCGGCCGCGGGAGCCCGGCGGAGUGGGGGCAGCGUUUACUUCUGCUGCUGGUGGUGGGCGGCUGCUCCGGGCGCAUCCACCGGCUGGCGCUGACGGGGGAGAAGCGAGCAGACAUCCAGCUGAACAGCUUUGGCUUCUACGCCAAUGGCUCCCUGGAGGUGGAGUUGAGCCUCCUGCGACUGGGCCUCCAGGAGACAGAAGAGAAGUCCCCGCUGGUGGGGUUCAGUCUAAGCCGAGUUCAAUCUGGUAGCAUUCGAUCCUACUCAAGCCGAAAUUCCCAAGAAUGCCCUCUCCAGAAAAACAGUAGCAACUUCCUGGUCCUGUUCCUCAUCAACACCAAGGAUCUGCAAGUCCAGGUGCGAAAGUAUGGGGAGCAAAAGAAGUUACUCAUCUCUCCUGGGCUCCUCCCCAAAGAGCCCUUUGAACUGGGGCUUCCGAAGCCAGAGCCCACAGUCACCCCCAAGGCGGGCAGUGCGACCACCACAGGCGACAAGGCCAAGCCAAAACCCGAAGUGUCUCAGGGCCCCAGUGGGAAGGACAAGGAGCUGGUGUUGGGUCUGGGCCACCUCAACAACUCCUACAACUUCAGCUUCCACGUGGUGAUCGGCUCCAGGGCUGAGGAAGGCCAGUACAACCUCAAUUUCCACAACUGCUACAACUCGAUUCCUGGCCGGGAGCAUCCAUUCGACAUCACAGUGAUGAUCUGGGAGAGGAACCCUGAGGGUUUCCUGUCGGCAGCCGAAAUUCCCCUUUUCAAGCUCUACAUGGUCAUGUCUGCCUGCUUCCUGGCUGCCGGCAUCUUCUGGGUGUCUGUCCUCUGCAGGAACACAUAUAACGUCUUCAAGAUCCACUGGCUCAUGGCGGCCCUGGCUUUCACCAAGAGCAUCUCUCUCCUCUUCCACAGCAUCAACUACUACUUCAUCAACAGCAAGGGCCACCCUAUCGAAGGCCUCGCUGUCAUGCACUACAUCACGCACCUGCUGAAGGGCGCCCUGCUGUUCAUCACCAUCGCCUUGAUCGGGUCAGGCUGGGCCUUUGUCAAGUACGUCCUGUCGGAUAGGGAGAAGAAGAUUUUUGGGAUUGUGAUCCCCCUGCAGGUCCUCGCCAAUGUGGCCUACAUUGUCAUUGAGUCCCGGGAGGAGGGUGCCAGCGACUACGGGCUCUGGAAGGAGAUCCUGUUCCUGGUGGACCUCAUCUGCUGUGGUGCAAUCCUCUUCCCAGUCGUCUGGUCCAUCCGGCAUCUCCAGGAUGCGUCUGGCACAGAUGGGAAGGUGGCAGUGAACCUGGCCAAGCUGAAGCUGUUUCGGCAUUACUAUGUCAUGGUCAUCUGUUACGUCUACUUCACACGCAUCAUCGCCAUUCUGCUGCAGGUCGCUGUGCCCUUCCAGUGGCAGUGGCUGUACCAGCUGUUGGUGGAGGGCUCCACUCUCGCCUUCUUCGUGCUCACGGGCUACAAGUUCCAGCCCGCAGGGGACAACCCGUACUUGCAGCUGCCCCAGGAGGAUGAGGACGUGCAGAUGGAGCAAGUAAUGACGGACUCUGGGUUCCGGGAAGGCUUGUCCAAAGUCAACAAAACAGCCAGCGGGCGGGAGCUGUUGUGAUCGUCUCCAUAUCUCGGACCACACUGUACCAUCCUCCACCCUCCUCGUCCAUCCACCUCCCUCCCCACUCCUGCCCCUCUCCCAAAGCGUGUGUGGGGAGGAGGAGGGGGCCGGGUGCAUAAGGCAUCCAGCUCCCUGGGACCCGGGUUCCCAGAGGAGCACAUUCAGAAGACAGACAGCCCCUUCUUUCCCUCGAGUAUUGGGCAGCCCUCUCCUCACCCCGGGAUCACUCCCCACUUCCAGCUGUACAUUAAUGACCAAUCUUUUGUUACCCUGGUUCUCGCCUUCCUGGAGUUUGAGGUCUAACACAGAAGUUAUGUUUACAAUUUAGAAACUUGCAUUCACUGUCGAUUGCUUUAUACAUUCAAUAAAUAUUAA
Messenger RNA from Cynocephalus volans (Philippine flying lemur), 2032 nucleotides. RefSeq names its product G protein-coupled receptor 108 (gene GPR108). The record is from RefSeq and is a predicted model, not a curated record. The transcript is spliced from 18 exons. The coding region runs from base 29 to 1654 and encodes 541 amino acids. Lineage: Eukaryota; Metazoa; Chordata; Mammalia; Dermoptera; Cynocephalidae. Gene Ontology annotation, biological process: transport. Gene Ontology annotation, cellular component: Golgi apparatus; membrane.